AUGGGCAAACAAGUGGCUGGGGAACAGGAGAAGCUGCGGGGACACGCGCCUCGUCAGGACCGGUUCAACGGUUUUCUGGACCGCCUCGUUGAUCAGCUUUGUCCGGAUGACCUGCAUUUCGAAAAGCCAUUACGCAUCGUUUUCCUGUCCUUUCUGGCUUUGACCGUAUGUGUUCUUACUGUUCAGAACAUCGUUUCCGAAUACCGGAAUUUGCGUGAACCCCAGGAAGCGCUCGUCAACACCGCUGAACGCCUGCUGAUGAAGCAAAAGAAGGUCGGCUCCGAAACGCUUGACGAAAUCGUCGGUGCGCUUGGUGCGAAUGAAGAUCUUCUGAACGCGAUCCGCAACAAUGACCAUCGACAGAUCAAACAGGUUGCAGAUGCACUGUUUGCCGUGAAAUUUGACAAUCUCAACGUGGUGGAACUUGCGAUCUAUUCCGCCAACCGGAACCUGAUUUACCCGGUCAAUGGCACGGCACCCGUCCGCGUUCCCGGCGCUGUCUUCAAGUCCGACCUGAAUUCAACCGCCCCUGGCCGGAGCGACGGCAUCGAAUUCGGCCCGAACAACCAGUUCGUUGUCAGUGUCUUUCGUCCGUGGAUAUCCGACGGUCAAUUGCUGGGAUACCUGAAGCUGGCAAUCGACAUCGAACGCUCCCUGGCACUUGCAAGUGCUGCGGUGGACGCUCAGAUCGUGAAAUUGUGCGAAUUGCCCGCGGCCAACGGAGACCCUGCCGGUUCGACCCGUUACAAGAUCCUUGGAAACCUUGCUCCAUCGGGGUUUGAUCUGGGCGUUUUUUCUGCCGGCGACCAAGACCUUGCCCGGAUACAUCCAUUGUAUCUUCAGGACGGCAAGGUCUUCAUGGUUCGCGACCUGCCUAUCGCGGUCACACAGAACGAUCACGCAUUCAAGCUGCUGCUGGUCAAAGACAUUACCGACAACGUCUGGGCAUUCUUGAACGGUAUUGUCAUUUCCCUGCUUGCCGGUAUCGGCCUUUCUUUCAUUGCUUGGGCCGUCAUCCAUCGCCUUCUUUCACGCUUGCAAUCGUCUGUUCAAAAAACCCGCGCACGGCUCGAAGCAGAAGUCAGGGACUACACUGAGAAGCUGGAAAGCAAUGCGUCAAAACUUAUCGAAGCUCAACGUAUUGCCACAGUUGGAAGCUGGGAAAGGGAUGUUGCCACGAACGAGGUCAGCGCGACGGAAGAAUAUUAUCGGAUCAUGAACCUUCCAGCUGGUCUUUCCUCGAAGAAGAUCAUCGAAAGAGUAUACGCCCAAAUACCUGAAAACGAGGCGCAGGCGGCCAAACUGAUGGUCAGGCGUGCGAUCGAGACCUGCGGCGAAUUUGAUUUCGAACACUCGCUGGUGCCAGAGAACGGUUCUCCACGCUACCUCCACAUCCGCGGCUAUGUGCUUUCCGGCCGGGACGGAACGGCGACCAAAGUCGUGGGAACCGUGCAUGACAUAACCGAACGCACACGGGCGGACCGCAAAAACAAUCUGCUGGCCAAUAUUCUGGAAUCUUCGCUCAAUGAAAUUUACAUUCUCGACGCCAAGACCUUCCGCUUUGAACAUGCCAACAAAUGUGCCCUGAACAACCUCGGCUACAAGCUCGACGAACUUAAGUCGCUGCAGAUCUGGGACAUAAAUCCCAUUUAUGAUCGGGAUACGAUCGAGCGGCAGACCAGGCCUCUACAGAACGGUGACAUUGAGGGCGUGGCCGCGGAAUGUCUGCACAAGCGCGUCGAUGGUUCCGAGUAUCCGGUAGAUCUGCGCGUACAAUUGCACCAGGACAAGGACCACGAUCUUUUCGUCAUCAUUGCAAAUGAUGUCACCGAAAGGGUCCUGCGGGAGACUGAAACCCGUGAGGCCAGAGUACGGGCCGAGCGAUUGGCCUAUUUCGAUCCACUCACCAAACUGUCCAAUCGGGCUGGAUGUCAGCGUGAUGCGAAACAGCGCUUCGGCCACGACACCAAACCAGCAUUCCUGGUGCAUGUCGACAUGGACAAUUUCAAGCGCGUGAACGAUACGCUCGGGCAUCUUGCCGGCGAUUAUUGCCUUGAAGAAACCGGCCGCAGAUUGCGUGAAGUCUCGCGCGGGCUAGGCACGCCCUAUCGAUGGGGCGGUGAUGAGUUCGUCAUUAUUGCCGAAGCGAGCGACUCCGAUCCGAACGAACUUUGCGAGCGCGCACGUCGACUCAUGCGCAUGCCGAUGGAGUUCAAGGGCAAUCGGUUCUGGCCAACCGUCAGCAUGGGCAUUUCGCUGUGUCCAGAGGACGGAUCGAACUUUGAAGACCUGCUUUUCAAUGCCGACCUUGCGCUCUACCAGUCGAAGGAAAACGGCAAGGAUCGGCUCACGUUCUUCCGGACCAGCAUGAAGACCGAAAGCGAAACGGAAGCCAGGAUCGAGCGGGAACUUCAGGACGCAGUCAAGAACAACCAGUUUUUCAUGGUGUUCCAGCCGCAGGUCAAUCUGCGCUCGCAAACGAUAACCGGUAUCGAGGCCCUGAUCCGGUGGGACCAUCCGGACCGAGGUGUUCUGUCGCCCGGUGGCUUCCUGCCUGUCGUCGAAAAAACGAGCCUUGCGCCGGUACUGGGCGAAGUCGUCAUCGACCGGGCCAUGGCGGCGGCAAAGUACUGGCUCGACACGGGACUCGACUUUGGACGGGUCUCAAUAAACGUGUCGCCUGCACACCUGGCGUCCGGUCUGCUUGUCGACCAUUUCAAGGCCGCGAUGGCGAAAUAUCAGGUCCCGCCUGACCGCGUUACCGCCGAAGUGCUGGAAUCGGUCUUUCUGAGCGAUAAUCGUUCAGGCCAUCUGGCUGCGCUGCGGGAAUUAUACGAACUUGGUGUUCACAUUGAACUUGAUGAUUUCGGUACAGGUUAUGCCUCGCUCACCCAUGUGGCCGACCUGCCCAUAAACGGUUUGAAAAUCGACCGGUCCUUCACGAACCAAAUGAUUGACGACCCCAGAAAGGAAGCAGUGGUCAAUCAGCUUAUCCACCUCGCCCGAUCGCUCAACAUAAACAUUGUCUGCGAAGGCGUGGAAACAGAAGCGCAGUAUGACCGCCUGCGCAUGAUGGGCGAUUUUUCCAUCCAGGGCUUCCUGAUUGCCGAACCAAUGCCCCUAGAUCAGAUGACCGAAUGGAUGAGCGAAGCGUCCGACGAUCUCUAUUUCGUCAUUUGA
Effrenium voratum is the source of this 3180-nucleotide messenger RNA. NCBI's taxonomy places the organism in Eukaryota, Dinophyceae, Suessiales, Symbiodiniaceae. The record is from the annotation of a GenBank genome assembly.